AAGCUACGAGGAGAUGCAGCCUCAUGGUCCCAGUUGAGGAUCUAUGAUACCCUAUGGCCUGGGCUCCUGCUGGCGGGCGGUCGCAGCAUCCCGCGCACCAGGUCACCACGUUUGAGGCGCCUUUAGACAGUGGCACACGGCUUGUCUCAGCUUUCGUCUCGCGCGUUUCUCACCCCAGAAUGAACCAGUAAGCGGUCUCGGAAUAUACAGCUUAGUGCCUAUUAGUGUCCUAAAAUCGGGGGGUCAGGCCAGCUUAGACGUAAUAGGGUACUGUUUUACGUAGUAGGUUCAGGCCUAAGCGGCAGCUUCUCUUUCGCGAGCGUCGCAUGGCGUCGCACAGCAGCUCCUCUAGCUCCCUGCCGUUAGCAGGAGAGUCGUCGUCGCAGCUGUCGCCACGGGCGUCGCUACAACCGUCGCUGCAGCCGCUUUCGCGACGCAUCGGCGACCUUGCGACGGAGGGUGACGUUCGCAGCCGCGUGAAGUGGCUGAAUCCGGAGGCGUACGGCGCGGGCGAGCUGGUCGUCGUCCGUCGCAGCACGGACGAAUGGCGAUACGCCGAGGUCGUUAGCGUCGCACAGGACGGUCUUCAGCUGCGAGUCGGGCCCGGACUAACUAAAGACGUCGCGACGCGGCUCUUAGGCACACACGUGGGGAAGCUUCCGGGCAGCAGCAGCGUUUUCGGCGUCAUCCCCGUUACAGGACCGUCGCGAAACAGGCUAUCGUUAUCGGCGCUCUCUUCGCGUUCUUUCGACAUGAGCAGCAACGGCCAUGGAGCAGCAGCAGCAGCAGCAGCAGGGGCGUCAUCAGGAAACGCAUCAGCUUCAGCACUAGCAGCAACCCUGGCGGUGACAGCAGAAGAAGCAGAAGAAACAGCAGCAGCAGCAAGUGGAGCGAUAGACGCAGCAUCGGCAGCAGCAGCAGUCAUUGCAGAGUGGAGACGAUCUUCGCAGCUGGGCCCUGUCAGUGCCAUCGCUGCCACUGCUACCACCGCUGCCACCACCGCUGCCAGCACCAGUGACACCACCGCCGCAAUCGCCACCAGCUCCCCUGCAACGGCUGCAGCUGGUGCAGCUGGUGCAACUGGUGCAACUGCUGUCAGCGCUGCUGCUGCGGCUACCAUUAUAACCACGAAUGGUCCUGCUGUCGCCACUGCCGCCAGUGCCAACACUGCCAGUGCUGCCAAUACCUCCACCGCUAGUGUUACCGCUGUUGCAACGACCAUGGUUCACACAACUGCUCAGUCUGCUGCCUCUGCUCCAAUUCCAACAACAGCGGCGGGAGCGUUCGCCGAGUCCAACUCAAAUGCAACUCAGCCAUCCACUCAUACCCGGACGCCCUCCCAAACCCUAACGCUCUCGCAUUCCCCAAGGUCCCCUCGCGGUUCAACCCAGCUCACCCCCCAACCCUCUUCCCAGCAACCCACAUCACAACAACCCACCUUGCCACACCCCAACAACUCCAACCAAACCUCCACCCAAUCUUCCUCCCAGUCCUUUCCCCGGACCUCCUCCGAGCCCACCUCCCAAACCUCCGCCCAAACCUCCCCCAAACCUGCUCCCUGCAACGAAACCAAGGCUCUGUUGCCAUGGCAAACUGAGGACUGCCCUAUCUGUCUGGAAGCCAUGGUCAGGGGCAGGGCUCUCUAUGCCCCUGAGUGCGGUCACCUCUGCCACUUUGACUGCAUUCGUGAGAACGUUCGCCACGGAAAUUUGUGCUGCCCGCUCUGCCGCUUCCCGCUGCAGGAGCGCCCCACGUCGAUUUUUCCCCUGCCCGAGGCAACGGUUUUCCCAAGGGGGGGUGGUCCGAGGGGGGGGGUGUGGGGGAACCAGAGGCGGGACCUGCAGCGGGCAAGGAAUCACAUUGCGGAGCAAAGGGCUGUGGCGCUGCAACUUAUGGCAGCAGCAGAGGAGCGCAUUGCUCUGGUGAGGGCAGCUCACGCGGAGGUCCAUUCCCACGUGCGCCUAGCGCAGCAGCUUGUACAGAGGAUAUCCGACAGGCGGCAGCGAGCUCUGGGGGACAGCCUUCGCUACUCGCUCUCCCCUCCCCUCUCCUCCUCACCCCCUCCUCCGCCCCUUUCCCUCUCCUCCCUCUCUCUCUCCAUCCCAUCCGACCCCAUAGGCCCUACCUCCUCCUCCUCCUCCUCCUCCUCCUCCUCGGCUCUUCGCCGAUCCCUGGCCCUCGCAGCUGCUGCUGCAGCAGCGGAUGAUCCCUAUGCCGCCGCCCUGCCUUCCCGCCACACCCGCCCCUCCGUUCCGUCCCGCCCUUCCCUCUCGUCCCUGUCCUCUCUUUCCUCCCUCUCUGCUCACUACUCACAUCGCUACUAUGCGACUACCCCACCCGUACUCUCCCCUGCCCCUAACCCUCUCUCUCCCUCUGGCCCUCUCUCCACUUCUAAUCCCCUCUCUACCUCUCUUUCUCUUUCCUCCACCGCCCAUCCCCUCACCUCGACCACGCGCCGCUCUGUAUCGGGCCCUCUUUCUCCCUUCCCACACACUUCUCAUUCCUCCUCUUCCUCUCACUCCUCUUCCUCCAACACCGCUGCCUCUUCGUUCUCUGCUCCUGCUCCUUCUCCGGCUUUCACAGUUUUUAACAAUCCCAACACUGCAGCACCUACUGCUCAGAGCAGUGCGGGUUCUGGCAGUACUAGUGCGGGUUCUGAUGUCCAUGCUGCUAUCAAUACUGCGACUGGUACUAGUUCGAAUCCUGGCUCCACCCCUGCUACCUCGACUGCAGUCCCUGCUUCCACCUCUCCCAGUGAAACCACCACUGCUGCAGGAUUAGCUACCGCUGUCAUCACCCCCCCUACCACCAGUUCUGCUUCAACAACUACUAGUGCUGCUGCUGCCACCGCUACCGCCAGUGCUGCUGCCAGCACCAUCGCUCCUACCUCUCGUUCCCCGUCCACCAUCGCCCCGUCCUCCCGGCCCUUCCGCUUCUCGGGCCCGUUCUCCUCCCUCUCCUCCUCGCACAGAGAGUAUGGAGAGCUGCCCCUCUCCCUCUCCUCUCUCUCCCACUCGCACAGAGAGCAUGCAGAGCUCUCUUCUCCUCCCCUCCGCAGCCUAGGUCCCACCGCUAUCCCCUGUGCACAUCCCGGCAACGCAAACAGUGCUAGUGCUGCUGCUGAAGGCGCUGCUGCAGCCGGUGUUUUGGAAGGGAGCAGCGUUGGGGCUUGCACAGUGAACAGCAGAGGGAGUGCGGUCGAGGAAGGUGCAAGGAAAAGCGGCAGUAGCACCAGGACAGGUGAUCGAGGCGUUGUGGUUGGUAUCCUGGCUAGCAGUGGACUGAAUGGCACGAGUAGCAGCGGGAUGUGCGGCAAUGUGACUUGUGGAAGAAGCUGUGGUAGCACUAACAGCGACACCAGCAGGAGUUAUAACGGGGAGGGCAGUGGUUGCAUAGUCAGCACCACCGGCAGCAGCAGCAGCAGCAGCAGCAGCAGCAGCAGCGUGAGGGAAAGAGGGCAGUACCCAUGGCAGGUGGAGCGAAUACUAGAGAGAAACAGGCAGAUGAGGCUGAAGCAGCAGCAGCAGGAGGAGGUUCAGCAAGGUCAAAGGCAGGAGGGACAGCAGCAGCAGCAGCAGCAGCAGCAGCAAGAGCAGUUGCAGAUGCAUGAGCAGCAGCAGGAGGCAAACCAAGGGUUGGAUAAAGGAGGAGAUGAGGAGGAGAGGGGAUUGGGUCAAGGAGAAGAGGACGGAGGGUGGGAUGAGCAAGCAGAGCAGACUACGGGUGGGAGCAGCGGAUUGGCCGACGACCUGCAGGUAGAUCUGUUGCCAGCGGGAACAUCUUCUGGGGAAGGUACAUCUGAGUGGGCGGCGAGGGGAAGGUCAGGACCAAACAGGACACAGAGGGAUGGUAGUAGUAGAAACGUGAGGAGUGGGCGGGGGGGGGAUAUGGAGAGGAGAGCGAGAGCGGAUGACAGUGUUUUGCAUAGAGAGAGGGGGUUCAGAAGAGCAAAGAGUGAAGAUGUAGGCAUGGGGCCUGGGGAUAGCAGGUUCAGGGGCAUAGGGCAGAGGUUAAAUGGGGCACGGACAAGAGAGGGUGACUCUAGCGGUGGUAUCGUUAUUGGGAGUAGCAGUACCAGCAGCAGUAGCGACAGAAGAAGGAAUGUCAACGGCAGUGUUGGCAGCAACAGCAGCAAUUUCUGGAGGAGGGAGAGGAGGGUGAUUCAUGGGAGACGACUUGCGAGAGUGGAAGCAGAAUUUGGAAACCAAGGUCCAUUGGAUGACAGUUUUGAGACGUCUCAAAUCUCUUUUGAGGACAGUCUACAGCGACCUCGAGACUCACUUGAUGAUAGUCACCUGUCGGAAUUGCAGGAGGAUCAGGAGGAGGAGUUGAGGCAGCAACAAGAGGAGGAUCAGGAGCAGCAGCAGCAGCUGCUGCAACUUCAGGAGCAAAUGCAAUUGCAGGAAGAGUUACAGGGUCAGCUAGAGGUCGAGUUACAGGUGCAGAAUCUGUUACAGUUAGACGAGCAGCAACAGCAGCAGCAGCUGCACGAGCGGUUACAGGCUCAGGAACAGGAACAGUUACAGGUGCAGGAGCAGUUUCAGUUGCGAGCGCAGUUACAACUUGGGUUACAGGACCAGUUACAGUUGCAAGAACGGAUUGAUAUGGAGGAGCAGUUACAGCAGGAGCAGCAGGAGCAGCAGGAGGCAGAUGUGUUACAGUUACAGUCUGAAGGGGAAGUGGAGCAAGGGUUACUAUGUGAUGAGCAGUUACAACUUCAAGACGAGUUACAGUUACAACUCCAGGACGAGUUACAGUUACAACUCCAGGACGAGUUACAGUUACAACAGCAGCUGGAGGAGCAGCUACAGAUGGAGCAGCAAGGUAGGGGGGCGUUACAAGUGCAAUUUAGAGAUGGGAUGCAGGAGGAGGUACGGUUUCAGGAGCCAUUUCAACUUGAGGACGAGUUACAGUUACAGCAGCAUCUAGAGGAACAGCUUUUGCAGCAGCAGUUGCAGGAGGGGCAGCAGCUGCUGUUGCUGCAGCAGCAGCAACAAGAAGAUGAGGAUGCGCAGGAGCAAUUGCAGGAGGAAAUACAAGAGCAGAUUCAGCUGCUGCAGCAGCAGCAGCUACAGCAGGAGCGACGGUUACAGCAGGAGGAACAGGGGGAGCAGGGGGAGCAGGGGGAGCAGGAGCAGCACCCAGGGGAAACACAGGCACAAGCACAAGCAGAGGCAGAGGCAGAGGCAGAGUCACGGGGCGAAGGUGGCCCGCAUUCAUACAGUGGCAAUGGCAACAGCAACCGCAGCAGCAGCAGCAGCAGCAGCAGCAGCAGCAGCAGGGACAGAGGCCUAAUGGGUUUGGGGAGAGGGGCAGCAUCAGGUGUGCUGAGCCCAGAAACACAGGGAGAAGCAGGGAGCCUAGGACUACAGAUUAGGGGGUGUAGAAGGGUCCAAAGGGGCGCUGCUGCUAGGCUCGACAGCAGGAGAGGCUCGGCACCGAGGCUGUUAGGCGUGUACAGGAGGCACGGGAGGGAGGAUCGGCAUCGGCUGGAGGAGCUCACUGGGAAUCUAGAAGAUGGGGAGAGUACUCUGUCUGGGAUCACUAUUGAUGUUCCUCCUGGUGCCGAUGACUAUAACGAAGGAGGCAACAGUGGUGAGAUGGCCAUUAAUGGCGGCAGUCUGGAAUAUACUCCCUGGUUCCCUGGGCGGUUGACCCCCAAUCAAGCCCUGCUGGACCAAGGUUUGUCAAGCUCACCCCAGGCUAUGCGCAUGAGGAGAACGAGCAGUAUUGGCAGCCACAGCACCAACAGCAGCAGCAGGAACGGCAGAAGUAGCAACAGGCGAGGCAGGCCCGAUAGGGCCCUACGUGCACCUCAGAUUCUGGGUGCUUCUGAACAGCCCCCUUACAGCCUUCACCAUGCAAACCUCCCCCAGUUUAACCUCCCCUUCUCCCACAGUGAGGGUUCAGUCCCCUCCCUGACUCUGGGUGGGCGACACCCUCGGGUGCCACCCUCUGAAACCAGCCUUGGGAUGCUGGGGUUGGAAGGUUGGAUGGGGGGACUGGGACUUGGAGCAGGGGUGGUGGAGGAGGGGGAGGUGGAGGCGGAACUGCUUGCGAUGGAAGCAGCAGUGGAGUUUAAUGUUAGUGUGAUCACCGCCCCGGGGGCAUUGCACCAUGUGCGCUGGCACAACUGCCACGUGUGCACAGAGCCCAAUGCGGUGGUGCUGGAUGCUGCUGGGUACAUUCUGGUGGAGCGGACGGAGCACGGUGCAAGAGGUGUCAAUCCUGUGGUGUUGGAGGAGCAAGGAGAGAGUCUGAUUCACGCGCUGGUAGACUUCUCCCCACCUCUGCUGCACCUCUCAUUCGUCCACGCCUUCCUUGACCUCGACCCGCGGGCGGUGGUGCUGCAGGAAACAGCACUGAGAGUCAAUAGAUGGCUCAGUGACAGCCGCAACCACCAUAUUUCCGUGGCACGCUUUGCCACGUGUGAUCAUCAGUACCUUUAAUGGGCUUACACAAUUCUGUCAAACAUGUGUACCUCUUAUACUUUGCAUAGACUGUAUAGGGUCAUCUCUUAGAGGGUACAACACUUAGAUAUAUUCCUGUACUCUCUCUCUCUCUAGUUA
Messenger RNA from Closterium sp. NIES-67, 6569 nucleotides. NCBI's taxonomy places the organism in Eukaryota, Viridiplantae, Streptophyta, Zygnematophyceae, Desmidiales, Closteriaceae. The record is from the annotation of a GenBank genome assembly.